Molecule: messenger RNA, 1007 nt
Organism: Vollenhovia emeryi
Lineage: Eukaryota; Metazoa; Arthropoda; Insecta; Hymenoptera; Formicidae
Product: proteasome assembly chaperone 2-like
Exons: 2
Coding region: 106-861 (251 amino acids)
Biological process (GO): proteasome assembly
Cellular component (GO): cytosol; nucleus
Source: RefSeq, a predicted model, not a curated record
CGCAUUGCCGGGAUGGCGGUACGGUGUAUCAAUGUUGUGACAUAUUACUUGGCAAUAUUUACCUCGCGCUUUUAAACCGCGGUAAACGUAUCGUUGAACGCGAAGAUGAUUAAGCUAACGCAGGACAUUGAUUUGGAGAAUUACACGCUCGUCCUGCCGUCGGUGGCGGUCGGGAAUGUCGGACAGCUGUCCGUCGACCUGCUCAUUUCGAACCUUAACCUGCCGAAGAUCGGUCAGAUUUUCAGCACGUCAUUCGUGCCCGUCGUCGGCGCGAACGCGUACAACGAGCGCUCGACCGAGCUCAUCACGGCGAUCGACGUUUACGCGGGCGUCAGCCAACGCGUUGUCGUCGUGCAAAUCCGCUCGCCGUACGUGGGCGAGCUCGUGGAAUUCUUCAACGAACUGGCGCAGUUUGUCACCGCGAGGAAAAUAGCCAAGGUGAUAAUUCUCGCGAGCAGUCAUGACUACGCGAAGAGAGAGGUCCAGCCGCAGCAUCUUAAACUGAGAUAUGUCGCGUCCCCCGGCAUACUUUCCCAGUUUGGCGGACUCUUCGGCGACCUCAACUGGAUACCGCAUGAACCGAGAGUCGCGUCCGACGUGACGACGGGGGAGGAACGAUUGCUGAUCCCGGGCGGUGGAUUCGCCAAGAGCCUCUUCAACCAUCUGUCCGGCGCCGACGUACCGUGCGCCGUCUUGUUCAAAUUCUGCUCCGAGGGGGAUAACAUAGAGGACGCGGUGGCUCUGGUGUGCUACUUGGACCAGUGGAUGCGUGUAUUAGGGACAGUCGAGAGCAGCAGCUUGAAGUAUCCGCCGUCGUGGAAGCAUCUGUUUGGAAAGCCGCCGUCGCAGGAUAUAUAUUGAAUGUAUACCUGGAUAUAUUUUGUCUGUUAAUCUUGAAAUAAUAUUUUUGCUACGGUUAUACAAGCGUCUAAUUGUAAGUUUAAUACACAGUCUAAAUUAUAGCUGUAAACGUGAUAGCUUUGUCGUAUAAAAAUUAUGACUGUAUA